Prunus avium (sweet cherry) is the source of this 1435-nucleotide messenger RNA. RefSeq names its product growth-regulating factor 5-like. Gene Ontology annotation, cellular component: nucleus. NCBI's taxonomy places the organism in Eukaryota, Viridiplantae, Streptophyta, Magnoliopsida, Rosales, Rosaceae. Gene Ontology annotation, biological process: developmental process; DNA-templated transcription; regulation of DNA-templated transcription. Gene Ontology annotation, molecular function: ATP binding. The record is from RefSeq and is a predicted model, not a curated record.
GAUAGAUAGAGAGAUACUCUCUACGACCCUCUUUCCCUUCUCAUUUACUCGUUUCCCAACGAAUAUGGCCAAAUCCCUCUUCUCCACCACCUUCUCUCCAAGAUUUGGUUGUUUUUCUUAGCCUUUAGUCUGAAAUGAGCGGGUCGUCGGUGGGCAACGGAGGCCUCGCGCCGCCUUUCACAGUUGCGCAGUGGGCGGAGAUGGAACAUCAAGCUUUGAUAUUCAAAUAUCUCAAAGCUGGGCUGCCUGUUCCUCCUGACCUCCUUGGUCCCAUUCGCACCAGUUUCAACCUCAUAUCUUCCAAUUUCUUGCGUCACCACCCCACCUUGGGUUAUACUUCCUAUUGCGGUAAGAAAAUAGACCCCGAGCCAGGGCGUUGCCGGAGGACAGAUGGCAAGAAGUGGAGGUGCUCCAAAGAUGCACAUCCAGACUCCAAGUACUGUGAGCGGCACAUGAACCGAGGUCGCUAUCGUUCAAGAAAGCUUGUGGAAUCACAAACUACCUCUCAAUCUUCAUCAACUGUGACGUCAGACAGUGUGAUUGGGAGCUCUAGCCACAGUGGGAGCUUCCAAAACAUGCCCUUGCAUUCAAUGGUAAAUAGUGGGGGUCUAUGCUUUGGAAGCAAUGUAUCUCAGUUGAAGAUGGAGCCUAUACCCUAUGGGAUAGGUAACAGUGGAAACAGGGGGUGCAACGGAGCAGAAGAGCACAAUUUCAUGUCAGAACCUUCUGGGAGUGUGAGGUGUCUUGGGAUGGACAGUACUGUAGACAGUCCAUGGCAUCUUAUGGUGCCUCGAGUUUCCUUGAAAUCUGAACCAAAAAAUUGUUCUCUUUUGCUAAACAACAGCUCCCAGCUAGAGACAUUGCAACAUACUGAACCAUUGACCGUUGAUGCUGCCAUCACUAAACAGCAGCAACAUCAGUAUGUCGGUGGACAGUUUGGCUUUCCAGGUUCUCUAAAACACGAACAGAAUUCGCUUCAGCCUUUCUUCGAUGAGUGGCCUAAGUCGAGGGAUCUUGGGUUCCAUCUAAGUGAUCAUAGAUCCACCAAUACCUUAACUGCAACUCAACUGUCAACGUCUAAUGCAAUGGCCCCCUCCAAAUUCUUCGCAAGGAGUGCUGACUCACCUACUGAUGCCUAUAGUUGAACCUGUGAGUUGUUUGCGCAUUCUGUUGUAUCAGUGUACUCGGUGCAGUUCCCGCUUCCCAUGUAACUUUUAACUCUUAUUUGACACGCUACUGCUGGGCUUUCGUAUGUUUGUAUUUCCACUUGACCGUUAUGGAUUAGAUAAUGAGUUUUAGACGUGCUGGAGCAUGAUUAUAUGUCUAGUUCUUGCCUCCCAGCAAUGAAACUGUAUUAAGCGAAUGUUGCCCUUUGUUUUUAUAUUUUUUGUAUUUGCACCUGUCACCCAGUUAUGAAUGUGGCUUUUAUGGCUUU